Marmota monax (woodchuck) is the source of this 9642-nucleotide messenger RNA. It is a transcript of the gene Runx2, whose product is annotated as RUNX family transcription factor 2. Gene Ontology annotation, molecular function: DNA-binding transcription factor activity, RNA polymerase II-specific; ATP binding; RNA polymerase II cis-regulatory region sequence-specific DNA binding. Gene Ontology annotation, biological process: regulation of transcription by RNA polymerase II; neuron differentiation; regulation of cell differentiation. The transcript is spliced from 6 exons. The record is from RefSeq and is a predicted model, not a curated record. Gene Ontology annotation, cellular component: nucleus. Lineage: Eukaryota; Metazoa; Chordata; Mammalia; Rodentia; Sciuridae. Bases 115 to 1104 code for a protein of 329 amino acids.
ACCUCCAUCCUUUCCCCUCGUCUCGCCUCCACCCCCUCAAUUUCCUCCUCCUCGCCCCCCAUUUCCACCCUCCUCCCCCUCCCCCGGCCACUUCGCUAACUUGUGGCUGUUGUGAUGCGUAUUCCCGUAGAUCCGAGCACCAGCCGGCGCUUCAGCCCCCCCUCCAGCAGCCUGCAGCCCGGCAAGAUGAGCGACGUGAGCCCGGUGGUGGCUGCGCAACAGCAGCAACAGCAGCAGCAGCAGCAGCAACAGCAGCAGCAGCAGCAGCAGCAGCAGCAGGAGGCGGCGGCGGCAGCGGCGGCGGCAGCAGCGGCAGCGGCAGCUGUGCCCAGAUUGCGGCCGCCGCACGACAACCGCACCAUGGUGGAGAUAAUCGCCGACCACCCUGCCGAACUCGUCCGCACCGACAGCCCCAACUUCCUGUGCUCGGUGCUGCCCUCGCACUGGCGCUGCAACAAGACCCUGCCUGUGGCCUUCAAGGUGGUAGCCCUUGGAGAGGUACCAGAUGGGACUGUGGUUACUGUCAUGGCGGGUAACGAUGAAAAUUAUUCUGCUGAGCUCCGAAAUGCCUCUGCUGUAAUGAAAAACCAAGUAGCAAGGUUCAACGAUCUGAGAUUUGUGGGCCGGAGUGGACGAGGCAAGAGUUUCACCUUGACCAUAACAGUCUUCACAAAUCCUCCCCAAGUAGCUACCUAUCACAGAGCUAUUAAAGUUACAGUGGAUGGACCCCGGGAACCCAGAAGGCACAGACAGAAGCUUGAUGACUCUAAACCUAGUUUGUUCUCUGACCGCCUCAGUGAUUUAGGGCGCAUUCCUCAUCCCAGUAUGAGAGUAGGUGUCCCGCCUCAGAACCCACGGCCCUCCCUGAACUCUGCACCAAGUCCUUUUAAUCCACAAGGACAGAGUCAGAUUACAGACCCCAGGCAGGCACAGUCUUCCCCACCGUGGUCCUAUGACCAGUCUUACCCCUCUUACCUGAGCCAGAUGACGUCCCCAUCCAUUCACUCCACCACCCCGCUGUCUUCCACACGGGGUACUGGGCUUCCUGCCAUCACCGAUGUGCCCAGGCGUAUUUCAGCUCGAAGCCGUUACUCUCUCCGCUGAGUUGCAUCACUGACAAGCUGAAGCUCCACCAGCAGGCUUGCAGGUUUUGAUUAGUUCAGACUCCUUUAUUUCUUUCACCUUGGGAGGAGGGAAAGCUUUGUUUCUCAAGCAAAUAGCAGGAAAGGUCUCUCUGGUCCUAGUGCCUUCACAUUUUCUGCAGCAGAUGGACUUCCAUGGGGGUGAGUAGGGAACAAACAGGGGUGGAGGGAGAACUGCAAGAGUCUUUGGAAAACCACUUUUCAUUUAUGAUUGCUAUUACUAUUUUUAUGAAUCACACGGUAUUUACUGGAGAAUUGUGCAGAGUAUAGACUUUUAGUUAUCAACUCCCUUGACUGGAAUCUCUAUCUCCUUUAGGCAGACGUUAAUUAAAAAAACAGGAAAGGAGGAGUAGGCACAGAAUGGGAUAACAAAAGCUGGUGUCGGGGUGAAGUCCCAGAAUUUGAAGGUGUUGAGUUAGUUCUGGUCCUUCCUUCAGUAUUUCAUACCAAGAAUCUGUUUUAUUUUACAUAGGGCCAAAAUUUGUGCAAAUUUAUUGUGUGUAGAGGUCUCUUUGGGCUUCCGUCUGCCCAACCCUCUGCAACUGAAGCAGAUUUUGCUCUUUUUUUUUUCUGUAGCAGUACCUAGAAGAAAAAACCUCAGGGGACCGUUAUAGUUAUAGAGACACUUAUCUAUAGCAUUUGCUUACUGAAGUGUAUUUGUAUGUGAAUUCACCAGGAAAACCAUUGACAAUAACAUUGAAAGGAUGCUGCUUGAACAGAUAGUCAACACAGCUUAUCAUUUACAUGUGUAGUGAAGAACAAGUCAGAUUAUUUUGAGUCAGUUUAUUGAGAAGUUCUUAAAAAUUUCUAUAAAACACACCAUAACUCUUCCUGUUCCACAGAGAAGUGGGUAGGAUAACUGGUUAGUUAUACAGCUGUUUAUUGAUCUUUGGCCAAAUGUAGAAAUGAACUCCUGCUUAAACUGGUUUAAAAGUGAGUUUAAUCUAGUUUUUUCCUCCUCACAAGCAUCUCUGUGAGUUAUUGGUAAAGAAGUAAAAUGGGGCCAAGGUGGGAGGUUCUGUAUAAACAUACAGAGAACAGAAAAUCCCUCUUGUCAGCAUGUAGGGAAACAGGAAGAAACAAUUAGACAUGGACUGUCAGGGAACUGGAGGAACCCUGCUUCACCUGACCUUGCUCUUGGCUGCGGAGUUGUGCCUGCACACUGGAGCACUGCCUGAUGGACUUGGGGGUCAUGUCUGGAGUGGGCACCUUCUUUACUUCACUGGGACCCAUCCUGAGAACCUCUUUGGAGUCGAGCCUGACUCAUAGGUUUCUAGAGGCCAGGUUAAACAGUUUCUAUUUUAUUAUUAUUCUCCUCAAUAUCUAACUCCAUCCUUAAGAUCCAUGACUAUAGAGCCUUCUACAAGUGAGACUUCAUAAUGAGGUGUGUGUGUGUGUGUGUGUGUGUGUGUGUGUGUGUGAGCUUCAAUGUCUUAGUAAAUAAAACUCUCUCGACUGAGACAACUCCUGGGACAACUGCUGUUUCCCUGUAACAUGGGCAGCUAAGCUAUAAACCUCCAUCAACAUCCCUAAACAGUCCUGUGAUCCCUUUUUGAGAUGCUUUCCAAAGCAGUACAUCUUUUCAUGAACAGAAAUCAGUCCUUAUAUGAUUUUUGGGUGAGAAAGAAUACAGUUUUUCACUUACAUAGUAAGAUUAGAGGUACAGAUCCAAGUUUGAAUUAUAGCUUUUAUAAAUAUCAGGCAAGCUUCUUACUUGUCUGAAACUUGAUUUUAUUAUUUGUAAUAGGGAUAAAUAUUUAUCUCCUCAAUUAUUGUGAGGGUAUAAAGGACUCAGGAUAGGCCUGACUGAUACAGUAUGUGCCAAAUAGAUCAUAGCUGAUAUUUUAAAAAUUAUAUAUCCAUACAUAAUUUGUUGGCAAGUCUUGGCCUAAAUGAAUCAAGUAAACAAAAUUUUAAACUUUUAAAGGGGAUUUAAAAAAUGGAUCACCACAGAACACAUAGAAAAUAAAGUCCUUUGGAAUAUUUAAAUAUUUAAAUGAGCUAAUAUUCUCAUGGCAUUCAGAAAGCACUUAACACAGUACAUAGUGCAUGGAAGUACUUAAUACAUUUAGAGGGAAGGAAACAGGGAGAGAGGAAUAGAAGAAAGGAGAAGUACUGGGGACUAAAUUAGAGCAAAUUAUGUUCUGUACUUUUAUAAUUAUAUCAAAAUGAAUCCUAAUAUUACAUAUAACUAAAAAGAACCAAUAAAAAGGAAAGACAUUGUAAUACAAUAAUAAAUUCAACUGACGUAUUUAAAAAAUAUUGAAUAAUUGAAGAGAACCUAAAAUAGGAAAAAGUUAAAUAAAUUUUGGUAGAAUUAAAAAAAGUACCCACACAUUUUCUGUUUUUAUUAUGUAGAUUUAAAAUAAUAUUUAAAGGGAUAAAAGCAACUAGGUGCUAUUCCCAAAAGGUCAAUAAAACAUUAAGAAAAAAUAGCUAUUUAAUUAUGUCAUAAAAUAGAAAAUGUUGAGUUACACUUACUUUGACUAGGCAUGAUAAUGUUCUGUUCCAAGGGCUUAGAGGAAUAAAGAAAGAUUCUGUAGGAAGAUAUUUUUAGAAAGAAAGAAAUUGUGUUUCAUCCUAAAAUAACAUGUCAAAGAAAGACCAUGAUUUAAUCUAUUUAAAGAUCUUUAGAGGACCUAAUUUUACAAUUUCCUUUAUUAUUCUUCUUCCUUCAGAAUACUGUUUCAAGUGUGGCACAGUGCUAGAACUUAGUGAAUUAUAAUAAUGAUGAUGAUAUUAUAUCAUUUAAUUCCUGUAGCCUUCAUCAUAUCCUUUUUGGAAAGAAAUUAUAAAUGAAAUAAAGAUAAAAUAAAACGAUAAAGGUAUAUUAUCUACAAUCCCUACUUAACUGCAGAGAAAGAUGUAUACUACAUAUUUUAAAGUUCAGAGUACAGUAUAAAGACUCAGGAAUAUUUCCUUAAUUUUAUAUACCUUAAAUAUUGUAACAAGAAUCAUAAUAGAGCUGAAUUCAGUGGCAUAUAACUGUAAUCUCAGUUUCUGGAGAGGUUGAAGUAGGAGGAUUACAAAUUUGAAGCCAACCCUGGCAACUUGGUGAAAUCCUGUCUGAAAAUAAAAUUUAAUUAAGAGGUUUGGGGAUGUAGCUCAGUUAUAGAAUGCCUCUGGGUUCAAUGCCCUGAACCCCAUCACACAGAAAAAAAUAAAUAUAUAACAGUUAUAGAUUAUAGGUUUAUAACUGAACAAUAUGUAAUUGCCACAGAAUUGACAAGUAGGGUCUACUUUACUGUAAUGUGUUUGGAUUAUACUCAGUUAAAUUGUAAAGACUAAAUACUACAUAUCAGAAGCCAGUCUGAUGACAUUAUAGUGCUGAAGCAGCCCUGUGGGAGUUGGUCCUCCUCCCCCUCACUUACUAUGAUAAGUAUGGUCUUAUCAUGUAAUAAGCUGUAUUUAAGUACCAUCCUUUAUCCCCCAAAUGAUUUUAUAUGUCAUCUCAAUUUUAUAUGGUCUUAAAAGAAUAUUUCACUAUACAGAGGUAACCAAAGUUAUUUCUAAGUGAGUCUGUUAAAAGUGCAUGGUGUGACAAAGCAAGGACCAGCAAAUUGUACACAACCCUAACUAUUGCAUGUCUUUAUAAUUGUAAUGAUAUCAUCCAUGGCAUUUUGGAUGUUCAAAGCACUUGUGAAGCUUGACACAAGAUUAUAAUUACUUUUCUGGAGGUUAUUACAAAAUAAUUGCUGACCUUCAAAGUGUAUUUGUAUUUAUGUAAUAAUCCUAUCAUGAAAAGAGGCACAACUGUUUAUAGAGUCUGGUUCUUGACUUGAAGGUCAGAUAUGAACUCUUAUUAAUAAUUUUCCUAAAGAAGAACCUACGUGAUUUUUUUUUUUACUGUACAUAACUCCUUCCCAUCUCACCCAUUUGAAUGAAAUAGCUUUGAUUGACCCAACACUGUCCCACUGUUUGGCACACAGGAGGUGGAAGGGACUUACAUACAUAUUUGUCUCUGAUCUUGGUUAUUGUGUACUUCUCUGAUGCUCUCUGGAGGAAUCAUAGAAACUUUGGAGAUAUUCAUUGGAAAUGCAUAGGGAAGGGUCAUAGACGUUGGCUGCCUUAGUUGCUCUGGAAAGUCACUACAUGUUAUAUGGAAGAUUUUUCUCCGUAAUUGUGAGAUUUUUAAAACAUAGAACAAAUUUAAGAACUAUAAUAUUUCUGAAAGUUUUUUAAAAUACUAUUUAAGCAGAUAGUCUUGAGUUUCUUCAUUCAAAAUAUUUUUAAAAAAUUUCACUUAACUGCACAGGACUAUUGAAGAAUUAUUCCUUUUUCUGACUCUCAGUUAUCAAACUUCUCUUUCCAAAGGUCAAAGAAUAGUCAUUAGUCUAGUAAGUAAAGUUAACUAAGAAAUUAUUUUAUCACUACUAGAAAAUCUAGAAAUUGCCAGUGGAAAAAUGCAUUUGGUUACUGGAGGUCUGUCAGGAGGAUUGUUUUAUGUAAUUUCAAACCCAGUGGUGUUUGAUAUUGUUCACUUAAAAAAGUUCCUUGUAACCUAGUCUUUACCAAGUCCCCUGAGUCAAGUUUUUAAAACCAGCAGCUUCAGUAAUGUGCCAAGUAUAUGUGAGCAUUCAUUUAACCUAGCAGCUCUAAUGCACAGGAGGGAACAACGCCUUAAGAAAGGUUAAAAGGAAAACUCCAGCAAUUAAUACUAAUAAACCAGAAAGUUAAAGUAACCAUAAUAAAACAUCUACUUUUUACUACAGACCCAUUCCUUUAUUAAGAGCCGCCUGUUUGGUAAACAUACCUCUGCCACAGCAGCCACCGGCAAGUAAUUAAGUUUAAUAGGAGCUGCUCUUAUUUUGAAGAAGUUCUCUGUUUAAAGCCACAGAGGGGGAAGUUAUUAAAUUUAAUGGACCCUAAACAAAGGCAAAGCCCUGUGUUAACAAUGGAAUGCUUAAUAUUCAUUUUUAUCAACCAUGAUUGAUUGGAUGUUUUUUUGCAUUCUGUAAGUCAAAAUUUAUUAUGCUUUCUUUCCCUAAAAAUAGAUUAUCUUUUGACAAGAGUAGAUGUGUUUUAAUCUAACUUGGAUCUCAGUUUACUCUAACUUUUGAUUUACUUGUGCUGAGGACCAAAGAAGUGGUUUCUAUUCCUGCUAGAUCAGUUGGAGGCAGUUGACCCUGCUUACAAAAUUGACUUAAGUUUGAUUAUAUGACUAAUUACAGUUAUUUGUAGCUAGACUGAGGCACGAAAGCUCAGAAUGAAACCUCUCUAUAUAAUUUGACUCUGGUUUUAUACAUGGUUCUUGUCAGUUGUUGUUGUGAGGAUUUAGUUCUGACACAUGUACAACCACCCACACAUAGGGAAAAGAUUUAGUAAUGAAAGGAAUCAUGCUUAUGCAGGAAUGGUGAACACAUGGUUGUAAAUUUUAUUGAAAGAUUUGCUAUAGUCUCCUUUUCAUAGAAGUAAACCUGGGAGUGUGAGCCUCAUUUCACCAAAAGUAUUAAUUUUCUCAUGAUACAAUGGUUUCUCUGGUGCACUGUAUCUGAGAAGAAGGUUGAGGCAAUUUAACUUAGGAAACCAGAGUUUUAUUUUCAAUGUCAUUAAAGAUUCUUUGGUAUUUGAAGAAAAAUCAGUUCAUUUAUUGUGUCUCAGUGGUCCUGUAUAAAUGAAUUACUCAAAAUUGCCCAUCUAUAUGACUCUAGAGGUUCUGCAAGGAUUAAGAUGACAUCUGUCCAUUUGUUCUUAGGACUUUUAGUAAAGAAAUUUACCUUACCAAGUGAAUGCCAGUGGAAAACUGCAUUGCAUCACUAGUUUCAAAAGAGUAGAAAAAUGAUAUUAUGUAUGUGUUUUUAAAUCAAUACAUAUUUUUUAGACUAGUUUUAGGUUUACAGAAAAAGUGAGCAGAAAGUACAGAGUUCCCACAUCUCCCCUAUUAUCUUCUAUUCUACUUUGUCCCCUUUACUUACAUCUUGCAUUUGUUACAACUGAUGAAUCAAUAUUGAUACAUUGUUAGGAAAUUAAGUCUAUAGUUUACCUUAGGCUUCCUUCAAAGUGUUAUGCAAUACUAUGGGUUUUGACAAUAUGUAUACUACCACGUAUCCACCACUACAGAAUCAUACAGAAUAGUUUCCCUACCCUAUACACCCCCUAUUUAUCUUGCCCUCUCUUCUCUCCUCCCAAGGAGAGUUGAUAUAAAUGACUGCCUAAAGGGGAAUGUUUAGAAAUGGGCAAAAUUAAGAAAAAUUAGCAGCUACAGAUAUUUUUACUGUCUCUUUGGUUUUGCCUUUUUGAGAAUGUCAUAUAGUUGGAAUCAUACAAUAUGUAGCUUUUUUGGACUGGCUUCUUUCACUGAGUAAUAUGUAUUUAAGUCUCCUCCAUGUCUUUUCAUAGCUUAAGAGGAGGGAGCAUUUUUUUCUGCUAUUUAAUAGUGUUAUUUUGUAAGGAUGCUGUUGUAAUUUUAAAAACAUAAGGAUGUUCUCGUUGCACCUAGAAAUAAUAUCUCCCUAAUUCCUUUUGUUACUUUGUCAGUGAUCUUUCUUGUUAGAAAAUAUUUUAUGCAUUUCUUCCUAAGGAAGUAGUUCCUCUGCCAUAUAAACUGUUAUCAAAUGGUUUUCCAUAUCUUUAGUAUCUUUAGUCUGUUUUUUUAAUUAAAAUAUUUUUCUUAAUUUUGCUCAUAGAUAACAUUUCUAAACAUUCACCUUUAGGCAGUCAUUUAUAUCAAUCAACUCAAGUAUAAAAUAGACCUAGUUAAAGAUAACAAUCCAUUUAUGCAAUUACUUAGCUACCUUCAAGAAUAUUUGACCCUUUGGUUAAAGAGUGCUCCUUUUCUCUUGCAGAUGCCUGGCAUUUCUGAAAUAUGCCAUAUGCUGCUUUCUACUUCCAUGCAGCCCACUUCUCUGCAUUGGUAGGGAGGAUCCUGUUGUUCCUCUUAGGAAUUCCCAUUUCAGCUACUACUUUUCUCUUAGUGAAUCAUUCUCUUAUCUAGAAUCUGCUCUGUGUCAUCUCUAUAUUUUGGACACACCUCUAAUGUGUACACAUCUUCUUUUAGUAUAAUAUUUUGAUUAUGUGCUGUUUUCUUUCUAUAGAAAGUAAACUUCUCAAGGACAGUGCCUUUGAAUCCUUGUAGCUUGGCACAGUUUUUGGCAUAUAGUAGGUGCUUGGUAAUGUGCAGUGAAACAAGUAUUAGUGAGAAAGAAGAUAGGGAAAAAAAAGGAAGAAGGGCAGGUAGAAGAAGAAAGGGAAAGAGAAGAAAAAAGAUAUUGUUCACCUGGAAUAAGAAAGGGCAAAACAAGGGAAACUUUAUUACUGAUAAGGACAGGAAAUAGUGCAGUAAGAGUGUAUAUAAGCAGUAUAUAUUUUUUAAAGUCUCUAAGACUUUUUGCAAUGUGUUUCAUAUUUAGAACACAUAUCAAGACUACAUCUGUUUCCAGAACUGUUAGCAACAGUUAGUAAUAAUGCCAAGACAUACUUUAGGUCCAGUUUGAAAUCAAAUGAUCAAAUAGUAUUUUUGAUUUCUAAUUUAGAAUCUGACAAUAAUUAUAGUCAUCAUGUAAUAAAGUGUCAAAGUUUUUUUUUUCUGAGAAAUGAUAGAAAUUAUAUUAACUAAGUUGUAAACCAAAGGCAAAGGUAUUCCUCUAAAAGAGAGCAAAAGUUCUGGUUUUGACAACUAUUAUUUCUCAUGAACUCUUACCUUCUUCAAGUUGGAAUUUUUAUAUACUCCUGUUCCAUUUUGAAUCUUUCCUAUGGGAUGUGGUUUAAUGUCACCUCACUGUCAUGGUCAGUGGUCUGUGGGUGCACUGUAGUUUAUCAGUGUCCGUCUUAAUGCCUGGUACCAGAGUUGAACUCCUCCUUUAUUUUUAGCCUUUGCUAGGGUGGGCUAAAAUGACUGUUUUUCUUUUGGUGACCACAUUGCACUAUUUUUUCAUAUUUGUCCGCUCAGUCAAGCUGCAUUUUCCCCAUUUUUUAACUUUUUAAAGCUGCUUUUAAAAAUCCGUGUAUGAUACUUUCCAAUUGUUCUUGUUAGGCUUAUUGCAUUUAAUUCAGGUGAUAAUUUUUGCCUACCAAGAGCUUUAUAGACUUUAAUAAUGUCAUAUGAUAAUAGCCUCUUGUAUUCCUUCCUAGGUAAGAAUCCUUUUUUCAGUUCACUUGAAUCAUUUCAAUUUAGCUCAGCAAGUAUUUAGCAUAUACCUAAAAUGUGCUUAGGCAGGCAAGGAAUGAAAAAGACAUAAAGACAAGAAAUUUUUAGUCUUACCAAGAAAACAACAGAAAGCCAAUAUGACACAGUUUUAUCAUGUAGCCAGCCUGUGCAGAUGUUAGAAUAAACAAAGAAUGCCCAGGAUUUUAGUGAAAGGAAACUUUUUGUUUGUUUGUUUGUUUUACCCAUCUGCUCUAUUAAUUCACAUCUAUAACCACUUUAAAACCAUUUCCUUUAGGAAAAUUUAAAAAUCCAUUCCCUCUGUGAUGAUACUUUGAGUUGCUUCAAUGAUUAUAUUUUCAACUUGAAAAAAAUUACCUGUGUUGUGUGUGGCUUCAUAAUGUUUUUUAAGAUAUG